This is a messenger RNA of Phyllostomus hastatus (greater spear-nosed bat), 462 nucleotides long. RefSeq names its product 28S ribosomal protein S36, mitochondrial-like. Gene Ontology annotation, biological process: 2-oxoglutarate metabolic process. The transcript is spliced from 2 exons. Bases 1 to 345 code for a protein of 114 amino acids. The record is from RefSeq and is a predicted model, not a curated record. NCBI's taxonomy places the organism in Eukaryota, Metazoa, Chordata, Mammalia, Chiroptera, Phyllostomidae.
AUGCUAGUGGCAGUUAGAGACAAGAAACAGCAUGUAAAGUGGAGUAAGAUGGCGUCUGCUAGCAGGGUCGUUCAGGUAGUCAAGACACAUACUCCAUUAAUAAGGUUCCCUAACAGAAGAGACCAUCCUAAACCCAAUGUAUCAGAAAUUCUGAGAUCAGCAGAACUACCAUCUCACUCUUCUUCAAUUUCACAGCAUUUUAAGGGAAGUAAAUCGCCAGAUUGGCUGAUGCAUCAGGGUCCACCAGACACUACAGAAAUAAUAAAAACAUUACCUCAGAAAUAUAGAAGGAAGCCUAUGUCUCAAGAAGAAAUGGAAUGUAUCCAGCGUGGAGGUCCAGAAUAAUCACUGACAGUGGCUGCUGUUCGUCAUCACACAAAAGGAUAGUCUUUACAAUAAAGGACUUCCAACAUGACAAAUGAGAAAUUGUAGAUUAAACAACCUUAAUAAAUAUUCUGUAAA